Messenger RNA from Saprolegnia diclina VS20, 3759 nucleotides. RefSeq lists its product as hypothetical. Gene Ontology annotation, molecular function: zinc ion binding; guanyl-nucleotide exchange factor activity. Lineage: Eukaryota; Oomycota; Saprolegniomycetes; Saprolegniales; Saprolegniaceae. The coding region runs from base 1 to 3759 and encodes 1252 amino acids. The record is from RefSeq and is a predicted model, not a curated record. The transcript has 20 exons.
AUGUACCGAGCCCGACCGCGACGAAGCGUCAGCUUCGACGGUCACGACCGCAGCCGCUUCACCGACGCCCGCUUCGCGCCGGUCUUCAAGGAGCGCCGGCCGUCGGCGCGGCCCGAGGUCGACGACGACGACGACGACGACAACAACCAGCACUCGCACGAAGCGGUGGCCGACCUGCACCUGCAACAAACGUUCCUCAACGACGAGCUCGUGGCCCGCGAUAUGAAGCGCCAGCGCGUCAUCGAAGAGAUCUGCGCCACGGAAGCGAGUUACGUCUCGAACCUCAAGGUGCUCGUGUCGGCCUUUGUGACGCCGAUGGAGGUCGCGGGCAAUACGAUGCUGGCCAACCCGACCGUCGCCGUGUUCUUCCAGAGCCUCAAGCAGAUUUUGACCGUGAACGCGCAACUGCUCACCGAGGUCGGCGGCCUCCCGUCGUCGGCGGACUCGAUCGGCGCGCUCUUCUGUCGCUACGCACCGCUCUUUCGAUGCUACGCCGACUAUGCCAAGAACUUUGACGAAGUUGCGCAGCUGCUGCGUCCGCAUCGGUCGCCCAAGUUUGCAGCGUUCGUGCAGCAAUGCCAGCUGCAAUCUGGGUCGAUGCAGAACUUUGAGAGUCUCCUCAUCACGCCCGUGCAGCGCGUACCCCGAUACAAGCUCCUCCUCGAGCGGAUUGCGGGCUUGACAGGCGAGGGCCACCCCGACCAUGCGUCGCUGCUUCAGGCUGUCGUGGCCGUCGGUGACGCGGCGCAGCUCAUCAACGAAACCGUGCGGCAGAAGGAAAACAUGGAGCAUGUGCUACGUGUCCAAGCUCAAUUUGUGGGCCAGCUCUCGCUCUUCACGCUCGACCGGCGUCUCGUGUGCGCCGGCGUCCUUGUCAAAAUCUCAACCAAACGCGAUGAGAAGGUCAUGCUGCACCUCUUCAACGACCUGCUUUUGUACAGCGACAUUUUGCCCGCCGAGACGUACCACUGUCGCCGCAGCGUUGCGCUUGCCUCGUCGGCGUGUGGCAUCGACGCCACGCUCCCCGAGUCGUACCUUCCGCUCUUCUCGGUUGACCGCCCGCACCUCCAGCGCGACUGUGGCUUCAAGAUCAACAGCGCGGAAAAGUCGUUUGUGCUCUUUGCAGCAUCCGUCGACGAGAAGAACCGGUGGGUGCAGCUCAUUGCCGACGCGAUCGCGGGCGCCCAGGAGACAGGGCGGGAAGCGGCCCUCGAGAACGCCGCCGCCGUGUGGAUUCCCGAUGACGCGGUCGAGUCGUGCUCGCUGUGCCGACGCCGCUUUGCUGUGAGCUUCCGGCGGCACCACUGCCGACGCUGUGGCAACGUUGUGUGUGGCAACUGCUCGACGCACCGUGCGUAUGUGAUCGACAACGACCCGAAAGAGAAGCGCGUGUGUGACGGGUGCUUCCCGGUCCUUGCCGCCGUCAAGCGAUGCGCGAUGCGAUGGCUUGCGUGCCUCAUCGAGUUCCGGGGCGUGCUUCGACGGCUCCGCAAGCGGCGGUGGGUCGACUGCUACUUUGAGCUCAAAGGCGGCGUCUUGAGGCAGUUUGCGCUCACGGGCGCCCCGGUGAUUGACGGGCCGCAGCGCAACGCGCCCACCGACGUCUUGCCCAUGGCCGGCGCGAUUCUCAUCCGCAACAUUGAUUCCUAUGGCAUGGCCAACUGCUUCAAGAUCACGUCGCGAGCCGAGCCGGACCGUCGCUACAAAGCUUCUCCGCUGAAGGCGUAUACAAAGAAGAUGCGCAAGGCGCCGUUCGAGGACGACGAGUGGGUUCUCUGCGCCAGCUCGACGCAAGACUGGGCCAAGUGGAUCGACGCGCUGGAUGCGUCGGCCGCCAAGGCGCUUCAGCGGACGUCGUCGCGCGCUCGGUCCAUCGACCUCAUGUCGGGCUCGCUUCUCUCAUUGCGCGACACGCAGCUCGAUGAGCUCGAACUCGUGCGGAUGGACAGCUCGCUUAUCGACGACGCCAAGCAAGAGCGGUACCGCCACCACAUUCUCAAGGAAAUUGUGCGCUCGGAGCAAAGCUACGUUGAAUGCCUUGGCGAGUGCAUCCGCGUGUUCGUGCAGCCACUCUUGCUUCGGCAGCUCGAAGGGCGGAAGCUCGAGACCGCCAAGCAGAGUCUCCAGCGCCGGCUGUCGCAGCUGUCGCACUCAAAGCUCCAGAAAACGUUUUCGCGCAUGGGCUUGACCAAGCGGACGCAACUGCGCAACGGCAGUUCGAGCCUUGCGCGUGGCGACGCGGUGAAAACCCAUUUGGAUGCGACCAUGGCCGUCUUCUUCACAAGCAUGGACCAGAUCUUUACGCUCAACCAGCAGCUGCUCGACCACCUUGUGCGCCAUUUGGCCGAGACGGAUGAUGCGCCCGUCCACCGUAUCGGUGCCAUCUUUAACGCGUAUGCGUCGCUCUUUCAAAUGUACUCGUCGUAUGCGAGCUACCACGAAGCUGCGCUGGCUGCGAUCGAGUCGGACCACUUUGUGUCGAUGCUCGCAGGUAUCCAGCUGCACUUGGACGAUGGCACGCUUCACCGCCUCCGCACGUACCUCAAUAUGCCCAUGGAGCGCAUUCCCAAGUACAAGGUGUUUCUGCAAGAGCUGUUGGCGUGCACGGACGCCAGUCACAUGGACUUUGGCCCGCUCCUCUCGUCGAUUGAGAAGGUCGACCAUGUCGUGCAAGCGAUCCAGGACAGCAUCGCGUCGCGGGACGCCGCGCGCAAAUUGCGCGAAGUCCAGCUGCAGUACGGCCUCCCGCUCCCCGACUCGACGUACGUCAAAGGCGGCUUUCUCCGCAAAGUGUGUCGCGGCACGGUCAAGACGUACCACGUUGUCCUCCUCGACCACGCACUCUUGUAUGCGCCGACGGGGCUCCUGGCCACGUACCAGAAGAAGCACAAGAUGAUCGAGCUCACGGGCGCGUCCGUCUCGAUGCUGCAAGACGCACUGCCCGAGAGUGUGCGCCAGGCCGUCGUUGUCGAUGGCGCGCCCCCCGUGACACACCGCAAUGCCUUUUACUUUCGGUCCAACCAAAAGUCGUUCAUGCUCAUCGCCGACUCGGAAGAUGCGCAGACGAGCUGGGUCGAUGCCAUCCACGACGCGAUCGCUAAGGUCGAAAUGACGUACCGGCUCUCCAACACGUCGGACGAAGACGACAAGUCGAGCCCGCACCCGAUGGACGUGUUCAUGCGCAAGCCCAUCAAGACGGGCUGGCUCCAAGUGCAGCUCGGCAAAAAAAAGUGGCGCAAGCAGUGGGUGACCGUCGACUACCAGCACUUUACGAUCGGGCCGUCGCCCCAGACGAGCCCCGAGACGACGCUGGUCAUCGCGUCUUGCGCCGCCGUGAGUGUCGCCGCCAUCGCCACGCAAUUCGAGAUUCGUGGCGAACCCGUGAUCACGAGUUUGACCGAGGCGGCAGCGACAUUCACCUUUGUGCUGGACGCAGGCCUGGACCGCGACGAGUGGCUCCGUGCGCUCACGCAUUGCAUUCGCAGCAGCGCGUACGAAGACGCCACCACGUGCCUCUCGGCCGUCUCGGAGCCAGCGCUGCAUCACUUUGCGCCGGUGUUUCAGUUUCACAAUACGUCCAAGAAAUGCAUGCUCUGCGGCAGUAGCUUUACGCUCUACCGGCUCCGGCACCACUGCAAAAACUGUGGGACGCUUGUCUGCGGCAGCUGCUCCAAAGCACGGAUGGUCCUGAGCCACGAUCUGCACCGUGCUGUUCGGGUUUGCGACCACUGCGUCGACGAGCACACGUCCGACUUUUGA